AUGAAGUCUAUUGUCGCUGCCAUUGCCGCUUUGGCCUUUACCGUUGUCUCCGCUCAGGGACAAGUAGGCAUUGUUUCGGUCACUUCCCCCACAUCUGGUACCGUUUUCAAGGCUGGUGAGGAUGCUCGUAUCAGCUGGAUCAAUGCCAAUGUGGAUACCAUCUCCCAAAUUGAACUUGCCAACGGUGACCCAUCCAAUCUUAACCACCUUAAUGUGAUUGCCACUGAUGUCGAUGCUGAUUCUGGCGAGUACACUUGGUCUGUUCCUUCCGAUAUCCAACCUGGCACUGAUUAUGCUUUGAUCUUUGGUGAUGGUGCUGAUGUUGCUUAUAGCCCUCAAUUCACCAUUGAAGGUGGCAAUGGCACUUCCCCGACAUCAUCCGCUGCUGAAUCUGGUGCAAGCAGCUCUGCAGCAGCUAGCAGCACAGCUGCUGAAUCCUCUGCCGCUUCUUCAUCGGCUGUUGCCUCAAGCACCUCGGAAGCCGCGUCAUCCUCUGCUGCUUCAAGCUCCUCAGCUGCUUCUUCAGGUGCCAGCUCCUCACAAUCAGCUAGUGAAUCCGCCUCCUCUUCCGCUGGUGAUGCUGAACAAACCGAUGAAAGUGCUGCUAUCAAGUCGCAACCUGCUGCUAUGGCUGCUCUUGUUGUUGCCGGUGCUGCUGCCAUUGCCAUGGUCUAA
Lichtheimia ornata is the source of this 675-nucleotide messenger RNA. RefSeq lists its product as uncharacterized. The record is from RefSeq and is a predicted model, not a curated record. NCBI's taxonomy places the organism in Eukaryota, Fungi, Mucoromycota, Mucoromycetes, Mucorales, Lichtheimiaceae. The coding region runs from base 1 to 675 and encodes 224 amino acids. The transcript has 4 exons.